Messenger RNA from Ochotona princeps (American pika), 546 nucleotides. Its product is annotated as C-type lectin domain family 2 member A. The transcript has 5 exons. Bases 1 to 510 code for a protein of 169 amino acids. NCBI's taxonomy places the organism in Eukaryota, Metazoa, Chordata, Mammalia, Lagomorpha, Ochotonidae. The record is from RefSeq and is a predicted model, not a curated record.
AUGGCAACAUUCCUCUUGGAAGAACAUGGAUGCGACUCUUCUUCCGCGGCGUUCCUAACCUCUGAGCAGAAUGAUCUUAACUUCUCAGAUAACUCAAAGAGCAGCAGCAGUUUUUCUAAGGGUACUACGGCAUGCCUGAAGCAUUCUAAAGCUACAGCAUGUCCAAGUGACUUGAUCGGAGUAGGAGAAAAAUGUUUCUAUUUUUCUAAUGAUACUGGAGAUUGGGAAGCCAGUAAAAGGUUUUGCAAAUCACAAGGAUCAGAACUGGCUCGUGUUGAUACGCAAACAGAUAUGGAAUUCUUGAAGAAGCACACAGGAACCGCCAUGCACUGGAUCGGUCUGAGCAGGAGACUGGGCGAGUCUUGGAAAUGGACAGAUGGCAGCACAUUCACUGACUGGUUUGAAAUUAGAGGGAAUGGAUCCUUUGCCUUCCUAAAUGCUGACGGAGUCCACAGUUCCAGAGGAUUUGUUGAUAUCAACUGGAUUUGUAGCAAACCUAGAUAUUUGUAGAACAGGGAGCUGGAUUAGAAGAGGCAGAGCAAGGAG